AUGGAUAUCGACGAUAUCCUCCGCGAAGUCGACCCCACCUCACACUCCAUCCAUCCCAGCACACGCGAUCUUCAACUCCUGACGCGUCGAUGGGUAGCAGAACGCUCAGCCCCCGAACUACUAGACUGGCCAUCAGACGGAUUCCUAGAACGCAUCAAUGACCGCAUCAAGGCGCAGAUCGAAAAAGUGGAAGACAUGACAGGCGACAUGGACCCCAAAACCAACUUUGCCCUCAUUGUAAUACAAACCGAACUGGAGCGGUAUAAAUUCCUCGUCAGAAGUUAUCUACGAGUGCGAAUGUCAAAGAUUGACAAACACACGCUGCACUACUUAUCUACACAAGAGCUACGGGACAGACUGUCGCCCACGGAACUAGCCUACGCAACGAGACACCAGGCCCUGCUGCAUAAUCACUACUUGUCGUCGUUUUUGGGCAGUUUCCCCCAGCAGCUGCAGAACUUGAAUGACACGGCGGGGAAUAUCAGCAUGGUGGAUGCGCCUGAUUUGGAUACGGCGGUGUUUAUUCGCAUGUUGGCGGGUAGGGAUGUUCAUGGGGAUGGGACGGAUGCGGAUGUUACGUUGGCGGCGGAGGAGGGCGAUGUCUUGAUUUUGAGGUGGUCGAGUGCGAAGGCUCUCGUGGAAGACGGGGAUGCGGAACUUGUGUGA
This is a messenger RNA of Pochonia chlamydosporia 170, 666 nucleotides long. RefSeq names its product DNA replication complex GINS protein sld5. Gene Ontology annotation, biological process: double-strand break repair via break-induced replication; DNA-templated DNA replication. The transcript has 3 exons. Gene Ontology annotation, cellular component: GINS complex. Lineage: Eukaryota; Fungi; Ascomycota; Sordariomycetes; Hypocreales; Clavicipitaceae. The record is from RefSeq and is a predicted model, not a curated record. Bases 1 to 666 code for a protein of 221 amino acids.